This is a messenger RNA of Olea europaea var. sylvestris, 1565 nucleotides long. RefSeq names its product protein JINGUBANG-like. Gene Ontology annotation, molecular function: protein binding. Lineage: Eukaryota; Viridiplantae; Streptophyta; Magnoliopsida; Lamiales; Oleaceae. The record is from RefSeq and is a predicted model, not a curated record. Bases 154 to 1395 code for a protein of 413 amino acids. The transcript is spliced from 2 exons.
GGCCCCAUUAAGCAUAUCUACUCUCCUACUUUUUGCUAAAUGCGCCAACCCACCCCAACCCACCCCCAUAUCUCGAUUCUUUAUUUAGAUUUCAUUGUCCAUUAGUAAUCACAUAAAGAAUUUACUGAAUUUUUCGUUUUCUUUUGAGAGAGAAUGGGAUUUCUCCCAGGUCCUAAUUUGCCAUGCCAUGCCGAUGAUCAAUCACAAUAUAGCAAUCUUGGUUCAAAUUCUUCCUCUUUUAAUUCUUCCCUCUCGUCCCAAUCAAGUUUACUAUCGAUUCCUUCUCUAACACCCUCGACUCAACAAAUUGAACACCCCGCCCCAGCCUGCCACCACCUAUCUACCCUCAAAGGCCACUACUCCUAUAUUUUCUCCCUUGCCCUUACCGGAAAACACCUCUAUAGCGGCUCUUCCAACGGUGAAAUCCGCGUAUGGAGCCGUGAUCCAUCGUCCUCAGCGCCCAAAAAUCCGUUAUCUAAUACAGUUGCGGAAGGGUACAGUGCUGUUAAGUCCAUACUAAUCUUGGGUGAUAAGCUGUUUAGUGCUCAUCAAGAUCACAAAAUUCGUGUAUGGAAAAUUGAUCACAUCACACCCCAUCAAAAGUACAAGUGUAUUGCAACAUUACCAACGGUUAAUGAUCGUUGCAUGAGAUUAUUUUCUGCUAAGAAUUAUAUACAAGUGCGUAGACACAAGAAAUGCACUUGGAUACAUCAUGUUGAUACAAUAGCAGCACUGGCUUUAUCAAGAGAUAGCUCUUUACUCUAUUCUGUUUCAUGGGAUCGAACAUUCAAAGUAUGGAAAACCUCGAAUUUCGAUUGCCUAGAAUCAAUGUGGAAUGCACAUGAUGAUGCAAUCAAUGCCAUUGUAGUGUCCAAUGACGCGCAUGUCUAUACAGGUUCUGCGGACAAAAAGAUCAAAGUGUGGAAGAAAAAUGAAGGGGAAAAGAAGCAUUCACUAUUAGCUACACUAGAAAAACACAAAUCAGCAGUGAAUGCUUUGGCUUUAACAAUAGAUGGCUCGAUUUUAUACUCCGGUGCUGCCAGCAAUGGAUCGAUAAUCGUCUGGGAAAAAGAUGGUAGCGACGGCCGCCAUAUGACUGUGGCCGGGGCUCUAAAAGGGCACAACAAAGCUAUCUUGUGCUUGACAGUUGUGUCAGAUUUUUUGUGCAGUGGAUCAGCAGAUAAAACAGUUAGAAUUUGGAGGAGAGAAAUUGGAAAAAGUCAUUCUUUGUUGGCAGUUUUCGAAGGACACAAAGGUCCAGUUAAGUGUUUGGCUGCAGCUGUAGACAAUAAUCAUACUAGGGAUACAACUGGUUCCGGAACUUCGUAUUUGAUUUACAGUGGAAGUUUGGAUUUUGACGUAAGAGUUUGGCAAAUUUGGGUUCCCCCAUUUUAGAUGUUUCCUCAGGCAAUCUAGUACUUAUAAAAAUUGCGGUUUUAGCAUUUUAUUUCUUGAGUUUGUCGCUCUAGCAGCGCCUUUGAAGGUAAAAAAUUUAUGGGUUUGAGUCAUGUCACUGUACUGUCGAACCAUAUCGAGUGCGAUCGCAAUUUAUAAUAGUUUUUGGC